AUGGCGGACUCAUGGCCCGCAAUAUUGCUCAGAGCGUUCCUCGAGGACGAUGAUGAGCCAUCUGGGCCACCUCCUGGCACACCACCCAUGCGUUUCUCUCCUCAUGAGGCACAUGCGCACCAGGCGUUCUUUGGCUGGAUAAUGCCCACUAUUCGCACGUCGGAGUUUACUAUUUUGCAGAUUGUCGGCCUGGAUGCUGCGGUGCACAACAAAGAUUUAGAGGACGAGGAUGAUUGGCCAGGGGGUAGCAACGACUGGCCGAUAUUAUUGGGAUCUCGAUUCACACCACUCAAUCCGACUCCCGUUGAACCACCAAAGAACGGCACCGGCAGUCCCGACUGGCUCGACCUAAUCAGCGACGCCAACUCAUACCUAUCCGUGCACCUCAUGUUCACCUAUCUCUUCACCAUCCUCGCUCUUUACUUUACCUACAAGAACUACCGACGCUUCAUCCGUUCAAGACAACUGUUCUCACUGGAGUUGGUUCACUCGAUACCGGCACGCACGGUCCUGGUAACCAAUCUACCACAUCACUUGCAGAACGAGAGGACACUGGCGGAGUACUUCGAGCAUAUGGAUUUGGCGGUGGAGAGUGUCACUGUGUGUCGGGAUGUGGGAAGUCUCAAGACGUUGUUGGAUAGAAGGACUAAGGCGCUGUUGAGGCUGGAGAGGGCAUGGACGGAUUACGUCGGGAAUCCCAGCACGGUCGAGAGUUACGAUCCUGAUGGGACGUACCUUGAUGGUGAUGUGGAGAGUGGACCACCGUUGUCUGCCCAAGCGCGGUUUGUGACGCCGCAUAAACCGCGUCCGACCAUUCGACCGAGGUGGUUUGGGAGGAAGGUGGAUGCGUUGGAAUAUUUGGAGGCCGAGUUCAAAAAGGCGGACGAACUUGUCAAGGAAAGGAGAAGGAGGGGAAAGUUUAGGGCUGCAGGGAGUGCGUUUGUGACGUUUGAAAAGAUGUCGAGUGCGCAAAUUGCGGUGCAAACUGCCCAUGCACCCAACCCGUUCCAGCUCUCGACUUAUCCCGCCCCUGAACCUCGUGAUAUCGUCUGGGCAAAUAUGACCCCUUCGACCUCUUCUAUUCGUACACGGGAUUUCUUCGUUCUGGCUGUGAUGGCUCUCCUCCUGUUCUUCUGGAUUAUCCCCAUUUCGGCGUUGGCGAGUUUGCUGAGUUAUAAGGAGAUUAAGAAGGUCAUGCCCCGUCUUGGAGAGCUCAUUGAUUCGAAUGAUAGGAUACGGGCUAUUGUCCAGAAUUCGUUGCCUUCCGUUGCGAUGAUCAUGUUGAACGCGCUUUUGCCGUUUAUUUUGGAGGGUGUGUGGCUUGAUUUCGAUGUUGGAGAAUGGGGUGCUUAUCUGUGGAUUAGCUUUGACUUAUCUUCAGGGGUAUCGGGCGAGGAGUUGGGUCGAAUAUUCCUUGUUGAAAAAGUACGCACUGAUUUCUCGCUUUUUGCGCUGAUGCUUACCCGCCAUAGAUACUUCCUCUUCCUCCUGCUCUCCGUCAUCUUCAUCUUCCUUGUCGCCACGACCUAUUGGCAGCUUGUGCGUGACCUUGCGAACUCGCCUGCGAAGGUACCCGAGAAGCUCGCUCAGGCCUUGCAAGCUGGACGAGCGAGGCAUUUCUUCUUGUCCUAUGUCAUUCUUCAGGGUCAGUGGGCCUCUCUCCAGUUUUCGGCGGAGACUAAAUUCGGUCUUCUUAGGCUUGGGUAUCAUGCCCCUUCAAUUGCUCAAUUUGGGUGUGAUCAUUCCCCGAGCGUUUUCGUUAAUGUUCUUUACGAGGACGCCGAGAGGUGGGUCCGUUCUAGCCGUGCACUGGAAUUGAAACCUGAUCAAGCUCUAGACUUCGCUGAACUGAACGCGCCACCGAUGGUCAACUACGGCGUCGUUUACCCUCAAGCCAUCUUGAUGUUCGUCAUUACGCUCUUGUACAGCGUCGUCCAACCCUUGAUCGUCAUCUUCGGAGCGAUCUACUUUGGAGUGGCGUAUGUGGUAUACAAGUACAAGUUGCUAUUUGUCUUCUACAAACCCUACGAGUCCCAAGGACAAGCCUGGCCCAUCACCUUUAUCCGACUCGUCUGGGGUAUCAUCAUCUACCUCCUCUUCAUGAUUGGUAUCUUCACUUUGAGGAAGUCGUGGAUCCUUUCGUCGCUUUUGGUGCCGCUCUUGGUCGGUACUGUAGCGUGGAGUUGGUAUGUUGAUGCGGAGUUGAAGCCGUUGAGCAAGUAUGUUAGCUUGAGCUCGGUGUUUGAGGUGCAGAGGGGGGAGGAGAGUGAGCACGUUGUGAGGUUGAGAGCGGGGCAUCCUGUUACUUGGAGUCAGAGUAAUUUGAAUAGGAGGCGGUAUGCGCAGAAUGAUGAUACUCUGUAUGUUGCUCCGGAGGAUGAGCGGACGGAUUAUUCUCAGCCGCCGAUGGCGAAUUGGUAUAGCGGAGUUCUCAACACCGGAAAGCGACGCUAUGGACAUCCAGCUUUGAAUGGCGUCCUUCCUGAACCUUGGCUCCCUCUCAAGAAGGGACAGAGUUUGGUUAACCACCUUCGUACGAAUGGCCGGGUAAACAACGACGAUGGUCAAGGGCAGGCUGUUGUUCUGACGCUCAGGAAGAGAACGAGUAAAGUGCGCCGGGCAUCACGACCGCCGGAUAAUCGGGGCUCUACAUCCGCUGUUGCGUCUCCCACCGCAGACCCGUCUGCUGACGGCCAUCCACACGACCACGAUCCCAGUUUGAACCCAUGGCAAGAUACGACGCCGCGCUCGACACCACAUCGGACGCUGAGCCAUCGAUUAAGCUUUGAUCAUGCCACGGGUGUAAUCAUGCUUCCCGACGAGGACGAGUGGGAGGAUGAGGAGAGUGAUAGCGAGGAUUAUGGGACGAAUGGGCUGGAGAGGAGUGUUACGGAGAGUAUGUUGAGUGAGGGUGUUAGUGAGGGUGUUGGGGGUGGUGCGACGCCUGGGGGGAGUACAUUGACGGAUAGUACGCCGUUGAGGGGGACGAGGCAGUCGAGGUAUGGGACGUAUUUCCAUCAUCCGGAGAGGAUGAGGCAGACUAUUCCGGGAUACAUUAUCAACUCCCCGAUUCAAAAUCCCAUUGACAACCGAUCCGGUCGCGAUCCAAGCUACAAAUCGUGGGAGUCUCUGUACGGCUACCAGUUGUAA
Molecule: messenger RNA, 3150 nt
Organism: Coprinopsis cinerea okayama7#130
Lineage: Eukaryota; Fungi; Basidiomycota; Agaricomycetes; Agaricales; Psathyrellaceae
Product: membrane protein
Exons: 10
Coding region: 1-3150 (1049 amino acids)
Cellular component (GO): plasma membrane
Molecular function (GO): calcium-activated cation channel activity
Source: RefSeq, a predicted model, not a curated record